Molecule: messenger RNA, 393 nt
Organism: Sporothrix schenckii 1099-18
Lineage: Eukaryota; Fungi; Ascomycota; Sordariomycetes; Ophiostomatales; Ophiostomataceae
Exons: 1
Coding region: 1-393 (130 amino acids)
Source: RefSeq, a predicted model, not a curated record
AUGUCGACGUCCGUCGCACUGGCGCUGGGUCUGGGUAUCGCAAAGGUCGAGUUUGAAUCGGGAGUCGCGAUGUCGGGCUGCUCCUUUCGCCUUUGCCUCGAGGGGCGCAGGACACACAGCGCGCGAAACAGAGCGCUUCCUUACGGUCGCGAGCAGCUUGCAGCCGGUGAAUACAUGUGCGCUGUUGCGUGUCAGGUAGUCGUAAACGUGGCUGGUACAGGACGACAAGAAGAGGAGCAAGAUAAAAUUGAGAGUUUGGCGGCGCAAUGUGAGCACGAAGUGAUGAUACUGGUCGGAGUCGAGGCUGACGUUACGCCUAGCACAGCCAAACUAAGCAAUUACUGCCAAAAUGCGGUAAAGGCAGGCGCACCCCGCGAAACCGUCCUAAGAUAA